Messenger RNA from Drosophila arizonae, 1023 nucleotides. Its product is annotated as cathepsin L-like peptidase pseudogene. Lineage: Eukaryota; Metazoa; Arthropoda; Insecta; Diptera; Drosophilidae. The record is from RefSeq and is a predicted model, not a curated record.
UCGCAUCAUUGUUCCACAUUCAAAGCUAAAGAUGAAGUCGGUUGUUAUAGUAUUAAUCGCUCUGCUCGUGGCCUCCUGUCAGGCAAUCAUCUACGAGGAUGCGCUUGCCGCCGACUUUGAGGCCUUCAAGUUGAAGCAUGAGAAGAGCUACGAGGACAUCGACGAGGAGAUCCUGCGCAUGGAGAUCUUUAAGCUCAACAAGGAAACCAUCGACAAGCACAACGCACGCUAUGCCAGGGGCUUGGAGACCUACGAGAUGGGCAUCAACCAGUUCUCAGACAUGCUGCCAGAGGAGUUCAAGCAAAUAAUGUUGUCCAAUAUGAACACCACCGAUUUCGACUCCAGCAUCGACUCGAUCUAUUUACCCCGCCAUAUUGAAAUACCAGAAGAGGUUGACUGGCGUCGCAAGGGCGCCGUUUCAGCGGUGAAGAAUCAAGGUAGCUGCGGUUCCUGUUGGGCAUUUUCCGCUACGGGCGCUCGUAGUCAACAUUUCAUAAAGACCAAGAAAAUGAUUUUGCUAUCCGAACAAAAUUUAGUAGACUGCUCCGUUCCGUACAACAAUCACGGCUGUCGAGGCGGUUGGCCAGCAGCUGCGCUAAGGUAUGUCAAGGACAACCGUGGUAUUGACACUGAGUCGGCAUAUCCGUAUAAGGCCCGCAAUGGAUACUGUCGCUACCGUCGCUCAGGUAUUGGCGCUACGGUCUCUGGGGUGGAAAGAGUGCCACACAGCGAGAAGGCAUUGGCUCACGCAGAAAGGGGUCCGGUUUCGGUGUGCGUCGUUGCUAGUAAAUUCCAUCACUAUCGUAGCGGCAUCUUCAGCUAUCCUUCCUGUGGCCAAGACGUGAAUCAUUGCGUGCUUGCCGUAGGCUACGCUCGAGACUUUUGGCUGAUCAAGAACUCCUGGGGUAGCUGGGGAGAGCAGGGCUACAUGCGCUUGGCUCGCAACCACGGCAAUAUGUGUAAUGUGGCCAGCUUUGGCGUUCUUCCAAUAGUCUAUAGUACACAUAUAUAAAUAUUUUAAUU